GUAGACCUGUUCUUAAAUACCGGUGGGAUUUUAAAAGAGCAAGUCAAGUACACGUUCUACUUUUUAGCCAUCUACAGACACAAAAGAAAUGGCCUUUGAACGGAUUAGAAGCAUUCGAAGGAACUGUGAGCACUCCACGAAGUUAGCCUUGUUCAUCGUGUUUUACACCAACAUGUUGGACAGUCUGUUGUUGACGGCGGUAGUUCCUAUCAUUCCGGACAUCCUGCUGGAUCUGGAUGAAGCCAACUUUCACUCCAGGAACAGAACUUUGUACAGAAAUGAAUCAGGGCUAAGCUUGAAUCAAACGCAGAGCCAGUCGUUGACACAAAAGGCCUUUUCCCUGUCAGUUAGUGCUCUGAAUGAGAAUACUAAAGUGGGAUGGCUGCUCUCAUCCAAGGCUAUUAUACAACUCAUAGCGGGACCCCUCAUUGGGCCACUCUGUAACAGGGUGGGAUAUCCCAUAGUGUUGUUCUGUGGCUGUGUGGUGAUAUUGGCCUCAGCUCUAAUUUUUGCCUGCGCAGAGAUGUACAUCCCCCUGUUCUUCGCCAGGGCCGUGCAAGGUUUGGGGUCCGCUGGCACAGUCAUUGCAGGGAUGAGCAUAGUUGCAUCACGAUACCCGGAUGACAGGGCAAGAAGCGGAGCUAUGGGACUCGCGAUGGGAGGAGCGGCCUUUGGAGUUCUUGUUGGCUACCCAUUUGGGGGAUUUAUGUACACGUUUGUGGGCAAAGUAUCACCAUUUCUAGUCAUCUGUGUCCUCAUAUGCGUCGACCUCGGAUUACAAUGGUUUGUCUUUAAUCUCUCAGUCACGACUGAGAAUGCCUGUCGAUCAACGCCUCUGCACAAGCUGUUGCGUGAUCCCUACAUACUGAUAGUGUCAGGAAUCAUCAUGAUCUCUACGAUGGCCAUGUCGGUGCUGGAGCCGACGGUGCCGCUCUGGAUCCUGGACAAGAUGCAUGCUGAAAAGUGGCAACUUGGAUUAGUGUUUCUCCCAGAUAGUGUGGGGUAUUUGGUUGGAACCAACUUCUUUGGAAUUGCAGCUAGAAGCAUAGGGAGGUGGAUCACAACACUAUGUUGUAUGCUAUUGAUUGGGCUGUGCCUCGUCUGUCUUCCGUUUGCAACAACUGUACCGCAGCUUAUCUUACCACAUUUUGGCAUAGGACUUGGCAUUGGCAUCACGGACGCUGCCUUGUUUCCUUUGCUGGCGCUUCUAGUGGACACUCGCCAUGACGCUUUCUAUGGAAGUGUGUACGCUAUUGCCCAACUGGCCGUCUGUCUGGCGUAUUCAAUAGGGCCAUCGGUAGCCGGACAGAUCGUCAAGGCAAUUGGCUUCCCCUGGUUGAUACGAGGAACUGCUAUCCUCAAUCUGCUGUAUUGUCCACUGUGCUUGUUCCUGAGAAAGUUUCCCAGGACGGAUGAAGAAAUACCAGUCAUCAUGUCCCACAAGACAAAAACAGAAAACUACACCAAAGACGCGGACACAGAGAACAGCAGCUUUUCUUAUGGACGUUUGUGUGAAGACGACUGAACAGAUAUACAGGAUACCUGCACAUGCUGACGUCAUCUUCCUGUUCAAGACAAUCGCGAAUCGUCUCUCCAGUACCGACACGUUGAACGUCCCAGGACGUAAUUCUAUAGGACAUGUUUCGUAAUAUAAUUGUGUGUCUACUAUACAUUGCUUGUUUGUAUUUUAAUGCCACACUCAGCGGUAUUCAGCUAUUUGACGGAAGCCUGUAAAUAAUCAAGCCUGGACCAGACAAUCCAGUGAUUGAUGUUAUGAACACCAUCCAGUGUUGUCGGGGUAUGAUGACACAUUGCGCCAAGUCACCUAGCCUGACCUCCCGAUUCAUUAAGUCGCCUCUUACGACCAGCAUAGGAUGCUGGAAAUUUCUUCUAACCCGGCAUCCCAACCACCAAUCCAUAAUUCAUCAUGUCUGAUAAUUAUCUAGAGUGUUUAAUGAUAUAUUUAAUAUUCAUUUUAAUGAACUUUAAUAAAAUCCUAUU
Messenger RNA from Haliotis rufescens (red abalone), 2001 nucleotides. Its product is annotated as synaptic vesicular amine transporter-like. Gene Ontology annotation, cellular component: synaptic vesicle membrane; terminal bouton. The transcript is spliced from 17 exons. The record is from RefSeq and is a predicted model, not a curated record. Gene Ontology annotation, molecular function: serotonin:sodium:chloride symporter activity. NCBI's taxonomy places the organism in Eukaryota, Metazoa, Mollusca, Gastropoda, Lepetellida, Haliotidae. Gene Ontology annotation, biological process: transmembrane transport; aminergic neurotransmitter loading into synaptic vesicle. Bases 89 to 1525 code for a protein of 478 amino acids.